Molecule: messenger RNA, 1195 nt
Organism: Solanum tuberosum (potato)
Lineage: Eukaryota; Viridiplantae; Streptophyta; Magnoliopsida; Solanales; Solanaceae
Product: copper transport protein CCH
Exons: 4
Coding region: 69-509 (146 amino acids)
Molecular function (GO): metal ion binding
Source: RefSeq, a predicted model, not a curated record
AUUCUCGUCGUUUUCAGUCUAUAAAAGCUUGGUAGCUGGUUUCUCCUCACUACUCAUCAGCAGAGACAAUGAGUAAAGUAGCCAAACAGGAGCUCGUUAAGGAACCGAAAAUAGAGGAAAUGGAGGAUGAAAGGACAGAAGAACUAAAACAACAUUCUCCUUUAAUUUUUUGUAUAGACUUGCAUUGUAUAGGAUGUGCCAAGAAGAUUGAGAGGACCAUUUCAAAGAUAAGAGGGGUAGACAGAGUAAUGAUAGGUAUGGAGCAAAACCAAGUGACAAUAAGCGGAGUGAUCGAACCACAAGCAGUGUGUGCCAGGAUUGUUAAGAAAACAAAGAGAACAGCAAAAGUAUUUUCGCCUUUGCCACAAGCUGAGGAUGAACCUAUUCCUGAAGUUGUUUCUUCACAGGUUAACAGAUUGACGACAGUUGGGCUUAUUGUUAACAUGCAUUGUGAAGCAUGUGCCAAACAGCUUAAAAGAAAGAUUCUAAAAAUGAGCCUAACCAUUUGAGUAGGCGGAUUCAGAAUUUUAAGUUAGUACAUGUGAAAUGUCACAAUAAGUAUAACUUUUGUGUCUACUAAUAAUCUUCUUCAUGAUUAAUUUAGGGGUGAGAACCGCGGAAACAGAUCUGACCUUAGGGAAAGUAAUUGUAAAAGGAAGCAUGGACGCCAACAAGCUCGUUGACUAUUUAUACAGACGAACUAAAAAGCAGGCCAAAAUUGUCCUUCAACAUGAACCCCGGAAGCAUAAGGAAGAACCAAAGAGUGAAGAUCCAAAUCCAGAUGAAGAAGCUAAGAAACUCGAAGAGGAAGACAAGAAAGAAGGUGGCGAAGACAGUAACAUGGCAUCAGAAGGAGAAGAAAUCAUCAAUAAGAUGAUGUAUUAUUGCCAACCACUUUAAGUCAUUGAAAAAAUCCCACCUCCUCAGCUCUUCUCCGACGAAAAUCCUAAUGCAUGUUGCAUAACGUAACCAAUAAUAACAGGUGCGUGAAAGAUCAUUUUCAUCUAUUCAAAUUGUAAGUGAUCAUAGGAGAUCAUUUUCUCGGAGUUUUGUGAUAUCUGUGGGAUGAGACUCUCCUAUUUUCUUAUGCAUUUUUAUGUCAGCCAAUGCAAUUUCAUCUUUCCCAAUUUGAUUCUACAUAUAAAACAGGGGUGCAAGCACCAUAAUGCCAGAGGAAAAGAACAAAAUUUACAUA